GUAUGGAACCAAGGCUGAUAUAAAUUAUUAUUAACGUCGCUGGAGGAGGUUCAGUACGACUUUACCAGUCAAACAACGAGGGCCUUUCUAGCGGCAACGAGCGAUCACAGCAUCGAAUCCUUAGCGACUUGUCUUCACAAUGGUUCAGAGCAGUAAAAUUGUAUGUGUGGCCCUGGUGGCAAUUUUGGGUGUUUUGGGGGCCGAGGCCCAGAAUCCCUGCCAAAAUGUGCAGGGCAUGGCGAAUUUGAAUGCAACUCGACUUGCCGGCAUGUGGUAUGAGGCAGUUCGGGCUCCCGCUGCCAAUGUGGCAUGUAUUCGAGUGAACGCCCAAAACGCCAACAACAACACCCAAAUGACCAUAACAACUUGGUCAUCGUCUUCAACGACGUCGUCUUACAUGAAUCAACAGCAAAGCGCCACUCUUAAUGUGACCAUGGUCAAUGCCAACACCGGUUUCAAUGUCACCUACAACUCCACCAACUCAGUGAACACAACCUACGUUAUUUUGGAUACGGACUACAACACCUACGUCUCUGUGUGCGGCUAUACCACACCCAAUGCCAACAGCUCCUUCGGAGCUAUCUUCACAACUUCUCAAAGUCCUAACAGUACCUGGGUCGAUGGACUGGUGAAUGCCACAUCCCAAGUUCUUUUGAACUUCAACAGCACGACAGUGUCUAAAGUUAACCAAAUGAACUGCUAUGCCAGUUCCGCCUCCACUUCGCUGCCCGUUCUCAGCUCAGUGUUUGCAGCACUCUAUGUACUCGCAAAAUUCCUAAACUAAUGACGUUGUUUUUUUUUUUUUAAAUCUAACUCUAACUGUAACUCUAACCCUAACCCUAGCGCUAUCGCUGUUUCUAUUUAUUGAAUUGUUAAAUAUCCAAAUCUGUUACCUAUGCCAACGAAAUAAAAUAAAAGCUAAACUCUAAGGUCCCCAUGA
This is a messenger RNA of Stomoxys calcitrans (stable fly), 940 nucleotides long. RefSeq lists its product as uncharacterized. The record is from RefSeq and is a predicted model, not a curated record. The transcript is spliced from 3 exons. NCBI's taxonomy places the organism in Eukaryota, Metazoa, Arthropoda, Insecta, Diptera, Muscidae. Bases 140 to 784 code for a protein of 214 amino acids.